CUUUAAAUAGCAGUGAAACUCAGGUGCUUAAUUGUUAAAUGUACAAAUAUACAGAGAAACUAGACAAAGUAAAAUCAAAAGAGGAUACAAAUUAACCAUAUGAAUGCUUGGGGCCUCAGCAUUUUGUGGAAAAUGGGCUGUGUGUGCGGGAAGGAAAGCAUUAGAGUUGGUGAGCGGCGAUUCUAUGUGCGGUCAAGACUAGGAGAAGGUGGUUUCAGCUAUGUGGACUUGAUAGAAGAUGUUCAGACUCACAAGCUGUUUGCACUAAAGCGAAUCACAAACCAUUCCAGACAAGAUGAGGAAAUCGCAUUGAAGGAAGUGGAGAUCAUGCGAAUGCUCACUCACCCAAAUGUCAUUCCAUUGGAGGAGACAGAAACCUUGGCUAUUGGUAGAUAUUCAAAGACGGUGGACCUUGUCAGUGAAGUACUCAUUGUGAUGCCAUUUUAUAGGAAAGGAUCUCUUGAAGAUCGGAUGCAGUCCUUGGCAAAGUCAUCCAAAUGCAUGAAAGAAGAGGAUCUGUGGCAGUUUUUUCUGGGGAUCUGUAAGGGCUUACAGGCCAUGCAUAAUCUGAGCCCUCCUUAUGCACACAGGGACGUGAAACCGGCCAAUGUGAUGAUAGCAGAUGAUGAGACCCCAGUGCUAAUGGAUCUGGGGUCAGCCACAAAGGCCAGGGUCCAGAUCAGUAACCAUUCAGAGGCUUUAGCCCUGCAGGACCUGGCUGCUGAGCGGUGCUCCAUGCUGUAUCGCGCACCAGAGCUCUUUAAUGUGGAGAACCACGUCAGCAUUGAUGAGAGGACAGAUAUUUGGUCCUUAGGGUGUGUACUUUACGCCAUGGCGUUUUUGGAGUCUCCCUUCGAGAGUGCUUACCAGCAUGGUGAUAGCAUUGCCCUAGCGGCUGGGGGUGGAAACAUCAAAUUUCCAUCAAACUUCACGUAUUCCAAGUCAGUGGAGGAGAUGAUUUUGUGGUUGAUGACUGUCAAUCUUCUGGAGAGGCCAUUCAUAGGUCAGAUCAUAGAAGGGGUGGAGACAUUACGAGAUAAAACUGAGAAUAGAGUAUAAAAGGUUUGGACAUAUGAGGAUUAAAUUCAGUUCUACCUGUACAACAAUUGCUAUUUUGAUGGUGUGCACAGUCCAGCUGUGCCCUGCUUACACGUUUGUACUUUGAUUUUUUGGUUAAAAAUAUCAUUGCUAUGUCAUACAUAUACAAUAUCUGUUGUUCUUUUGAUGAUAAAGUUUGUUUGAUUGUUCACCUUGUAAUUUGUGUUCCACAUCCAAUUAUUCUGUUCAAAGAUAUAGAUCAUUCUUUAAUGAGGGCAUCAUAUCAGUUAACCUUAUUUGAAAAUAUGGACAUUCCAAAAAAAAAGUGUGUUUCUCAUAAAUGUUUAUUUUAAACAUUUUUCAAAGUUAAAAUUACCUGCCUACACAAGCCGAUUCCUAGCUGUGUAAAAACACAUCUGACAUUCUCCACUGUUACGUU
Molecule: messenger RNA, 1477 nt
Organism: Liolophura sinensis
Lineage: Eukaryota; Metazoa; Mollusca; Polyplacophora; Chitonida; Chitonidae
Product: serine/threonine-protein kinase 16-like
Exons: 7
Coding region: 100-1059 (319 amino acids)
Biological process (GO): protein phosphorylation
Cellular component (GO): cytoplasm; Golgi apparatus
Molecular function (GO): ATP binding; protein serine/threonine kinase activity
Source: RefSeq, a predicted model, not a curated record